Molecule: messenger RNA, 549 nt
Organism: Phialemonium atrogriseum
Lineage: Eukaryota; Fungi; Ascomycota; Sordariomycetes; Cephalothecales; Cephalothecaceae
Exons: 1
Source: RefSeq, a predicted model, not a curated record
AAUGAAUGAAUCUCUGCUCUCCUCUGCUCUGCUCUUCCCUCUCUCUUUUCUUUUUUUCUAUCAUGAUUAUUGUUGGGUACUUUUCGGGCUAGGUCUGGGCUCACCGUCUCAUCUCCUAUCAUCUCAUCGCAUCUCAUUAAGAAGACUGACUAUUCUUGCUUUAUAUGCCUGUCUCGUUUUGGCUUUUGUUCUUCAUCCUCCGCCCGCUCAUGUGCUCGUGUCUUGGUCGAACCUGCGUCUUAAUCUCACGGCGCUGCAGUUUUUAGUGCAGGUACUCCCAAACUACGCCGUAUCGGUGUAUGGCCUUCCCCUCGCGUCAGAGCCAGGAACGAAGGUAUCUUAGCGCUGGGCCAAGGCGAGAAAUGUAUGUAUGCAAGUGCUCACUUGUACAUACAUAGGUACAUACAUACUAUGGUACAUUGUCUAGCACACCGCACAGGCCAGGCCUUCGUUCCAGGGGAUUGUGCAACGAACCUGGGACCUUUUUUGGUACCAGCUAACCUGUUUGUUUCCCUUCCCCUUCACCCCAAAGAGGCUGCCCGCCCUGAC